AUGGGUCGGCCACGGUUAAUAAUUCUGAUCCGACAUGCUCAAAGCGAAGGCAAUCAAAACAAAGCCAUUCACCAAACCAUUCCAGAUCACCGGGUCAAACUCACACAGUUCGGCCACGAGCAAGCUCGCGCGGCGGGACAUCGCUUAAAGGAUAUCCUUCUGCCCACAGAUACCCUUCAAAUCUACACUUCACCAUACAGAAGGACGAGAGAGACGACCGCCAAUAUUGUGGAAAGCCUGGGAGACGACUGGAAAGAGAAGACUACAGUUUACGAGGAGCCGAGGAUUAGAGAACAAGGUGAGUUAUUGGUUGCCAUUCUUUUCGCUACUCAAGAGAGAAUAUGGCAGGAAAGAGCUGCUUACGGUCACUUCUUCUACCGAAUCCCUAAUGGCGAAUCGGCUGCAGAUGCGUAUGAUCGAGUAAGCGGGUUCAAUGAGAGUCUAUGGCGUCAAUUUGCAGAGCCGGAUUGUCCAAGUGUUAUUAUCCUUGUGACCCACGGCCUCAUGACGAGAGUAUUCUUGAUGAAGUGGUAG
This is a messenger RNA of Orbilia oligospora ATCC 24927, 534 nucleotides long. RefSeq lists its product as uncharacterized. The transcript has 5 exons. NCBI's taxonomy places the organism in Eukaryota, Fungi, Ascomycota, Orbiliomycetes, Orbiliales, Orbiliaceae. The record is from RefSeq and is a predicted model, not a curated record. Bases 1 to 534 code for a protein of 177 amino acids. Gene Ontology annotation, molecular function: phosphatase activity.